Messenger RNA from Candidozyma duobushaemuli, 1638 nucleotides. RefSeq names its product Mup1p (gene MUP1). Gene Ontology annotation, cellular component: membrane. Lineage: Eukaryota; Fungi; Ascomycota; Pichiomycetes; Serinales; Metschnikowiaceae. Gene Ontology annotation, molecular function: L-amino acid transmembrane transporter activity. Gene Ontology annotation, biological process: amino acid transmembrane transport. The transcript has a single exon. Bases 1 to 1638 code for a protein of 545 amino acids. The record is from RefSeq and is a predicted model, not a curated record.
AUGGCUGAUUCCGAAACUAAAAAGGACUCUGAGGGUUCCUCGUUCGUCAAGAACUCCAAUGAGAUCCAAUCUCUUCAAGAUACCGAAAAUGACGCCGCCGUCGUCAACAUUGACCAGAACAAAAAGAACAUUGGUAUAAUAUCGUCGAUCUUCCUCGUCACAAACAGAAUUAUCGGUGCUGGUGUUUUCUCCACCGCAUCCACCAUUUUGACCCUUUCCGGUUCCGUCGGCACCUCAUUGAUCAUGUGGGUCGUUGGCUCCAUCAUCGCCUUUACCGGUCUUCUCACAUACAUGGAGUUGGGUUCUGCCAUCCCCAGAAACGGUGGUGAAAAGAACUACUUGGAGUACAUUUACACGAAACCCAAGUUUUUCGUCACCGCCAUGUACGCAUCCUACGUCUUCUUCCUUGGUUGGGCUGCCGGUAACUCCAUUGUCACGGGUGAGUUUUUGCUCAAUGCCGCCGGAACUGAAGUGACUCAAUGGAAUUCCAGAGCUAUCGGUAUUGGUGUGAUUACUUUUGCAUUCAUCGUCAACGGUGUCAACGUCAAGGGCGGUUUGUUUUUGGCCAACAUUCUUGGUGUUUUCAAGGUUGCCAUUAUUCUUUUCAUUUCUGUCACCGGUUGGGUCGCCUUGGGUGGUGGAAUUAAAACCAAAGAGUUCCGUGACCCCCACAACUUUACCGAUGCCUUCCACGGCACCACGCCCACCGGUUUCGGUAUUGUCAAUGCUUUGUACAACAUUAUUUGGUCUUACGUUGGUUACUCCAACGCCAACUACGCCUUGGGUGAGAUCAAGAACCCAGUCAGAACUUUGAAGAUCGCUGCUCCAACUGCCUUGCUUACCAUCACCGUGCUUUAUAUGUUGGUGAACAUUGCUUACUACGCUGUUGUGCCAGCUGACGAGAUUCGUGAUUCUGGUAGAAUUGUGGCUUCUGCUUUCUUCAGAUACGCCUUCGGUGAGAGCGCUGAAAAGGCCGCUUCUGUUUUCGUUGCCCUCUCCACCUUGGGUAAUGUCUUGUCUGUCAUCUUCUCCCAGGGUAGAAUUAUCCAGCAAUUGGGUCGUGAGGGAAGCUUGCCGUUCUCCAGAUUCUUCGCCACCCAGAAACCCUUCAACACUCCAUUUGUUGGUCUUCUCCAGCACUGGAUUGUCUGUAUCGUCACCAUCGUGGCCCCACCUCCAGGUGAUGCUUACAACUUCGUGUUGAACUUGAUUUCUUACCCAUUGAACGUUGUCAACACUUUUGUUGCUUUGGGCUUGUUGUGGCUUAAGUGGAACAGCUACAAGGGCAAGGCUACCUGGAAGGCUCCAAUCACCUGCCCAUGGCCUGUGGUUGUUUUCUUCUUCUUGUCUUCCCUUUACUUGAUUGUCGCUCCAUACAUUCCACCAACUGGCGGCCAGACUGUUUACGAAGACUUGCCUUACUGGAUCCACCCUGUCGUCACCUGGGGUGUUUUCGCUAUUGGUGCCAUCUAUUGGCUUGUGUGGACCAAGCUCAUUCCUUACUUAUUCAGCUACACCUUGGCCAGUAAGGAGAUUUUGGGUGAGGAUGGUUUCUGGAGAAACCAGUUUUUCAAGAUUCCACAUGGCGAAGUUCUUGAAGACCCCGAGAUCAAGCCGGAUACAAGAGUUGUGUCAUAG